This is a messenger RNA of Oncorhynchus tshawytscha (Chinook salmon), 772 nucleotides long. RefSeq names its product zinc finger B-box domain-containing protein 1-like. The record is from RefSeq and is a predicted model, not a curated record. Gene Ontology annotation, molecular function: zinc ion binding. Gene Ontology annotation, biological process: cilium movement. The transcript is spliced from 7 exons. The annotation marks the transcript as partial. NCBI's taxonomy places the organism in Eukaryota, Metazoa, Chordata, Actinopteri, Salmoniformes, Salmonidae. Gene Ontology annotation, cellular component: motile cilium.
AAACAACCAUACACAAAAACCAUACACAAAUGUUUCUGUCUUGAGAAAGGAUAAGAAACCGUUUUGCUGCUGUUUGUUCGAAACCAACUUGGUUUAAAAUAGCUAAAAGGGGACGCAAGAAGAUAAAUCGGAGCAGGGAGCCGUGUGUAAAAAGGCACACAAAAGGUGCACAGGGAAUAACUAAGAUCAAGAGAGUGUGGAGCCAUGAAUCUAAAUGACUUUGUGGUGAUUUCCAACAAGCCCAAGUCAGUCAAGCUCAAUGCCAGGAACCUGCGAGAGCUGCGCAUGGAGACAGUGACGCUGGCCCAGGAGAGUAAAGACAUGGAGGAUCGACUGCAACAACUCAGAGAGAGCAUGAGCCGGGAGAAAGAGGAGAGAGAGAGGUUAGGUGGUUUCCGUUGGAAGUCAGGGCAGGCUGGAGCUGUGAAUAACCACUGUGCAAAGAGGAACAAGGAGAGUGGACUCCAAAAGCUGUCAGCAGGCAAGGUGAAGAUACGGCUCCUCAAAGAUCACCCUCAGCCAGAAGUCUGCAGGGUGGGAGAGAAGGAGAAGGCUACAGCUGUUCUCUCAGGUGGUCAUGUGUCCAGCAGUAAGACCAGGCUGAGGGGGAAGGUGUGUGGCCAGUGUGAGGCUAGGGCCGCUGGACUGACAUGUGCAGAAUGUGGAGAGGACUACUGUGUCGGCUGCUUUGCCAAGUUUCAUCAGAAGGGGGCACUGAAGCUCCACAGAAUGAUCCCCAUUCAGGUGAGACAGCACACAAGUUCUCUCUCUC